This is a messenger RNA of Musca vetustissima, 2068 nucleotides long. It is a transcript of the gene S, whose product is annotated as protein Star. Lineage: Eukaryota; Metazoa; Arthropoda; Insecta; Diptera; Muscidae. The record is from RefSeq and is a predicted model, not a curated record. The transcript is spliced from 4 exons. Bases 1 to 2028 code for a protein of 675 amino acids.
AUGUCUAAACAUCAACCAACAACAACAACCACACUAACGGCUGCGGCAAAGGCUUUGGCAAGUGAGCAGAAUUUACUGCAACGUUGCGAAAGGUUUCAGGUCCAGUCCAGUGAAAAUCCCAAAACCCCAUCACCCACAACAUCACACAAUCACAGCAACAGCACCACAACUCAACACAGAAGGCAUAGCUCUCUUAGUGGGAGAGCCUGUAGUAAAUCGUCCUUGGCAAAAUCGGCUUCCAUAACUGAUUUAGCAAAUAAAUUAGAAGAAUAUGAAAAUAUUACACUGCCCAAUAGAAUUAGCACAGAACGGACGGCGGCGACAACAACGACAGCGACGGCAACAACAUGCAAUCGAAGUGCUACACCAAAAAAGGAUUCAUCAUCUAUCGAUGAGGUCGAUAGCGAUGAAACACGGAGGCGAAGAUUGACCUCUUCGUCGGGAGCAGCAGCUGCUGCUGCCCCUACCACCACCAAAGAUUGUUUAGAGUCCUACGAUGAACCCGAUCAUUUACAACAUCGUUUUAGUCGAACCGCAGGAUUAUUUAAUGCGCGGCAUAAUUUCUCCUCAGUUCUAGAUAAUGGUUUGGCUGGUGACGCAGACGAUGAUGGUGGCGGCGGUGGCUGCACCAGUGGGAUGAGCAGUGUAUUUAGUUCGCCCUCAGCCAGUACAGUAUCAUCGCCCCUAUCAACGCCAACAAGACUUUCGCCACAGCAUUUGCCACGACAUCUUCACCAUCAUCAGCAACAGCAGCAGUCAUCAUCAUGUUGCCAAAAAUCAUCCACAACGCCAGCAUCACUAAAAAAUUCCUGCUCCUCCACAAUUUCAUCAAAUACGAAAAAUCUAUAUCUGCACGAUCAUCAUGAUCUUCACCAGCAGCAUCAGCACAAACAUCACAACCCCCACCAUCACCACCACCACAUAACAGCGUCUUCUUGUUCAUCAUCGAACGGAAGUAAAAACCUUAAGAAAUUUGAUCCGCGUCUGGGACCAUCACCUUAUCGUCAACUAUUGCCAAUCGCAUUGUGUAUUCUAUCAUUUGCGACUGUAUUCAGCAUUUUAAUUGUUUACAUGGAUACGACAGAAAUUCGCCAUCAACAAUUUCGCCUGAAUAUGUCGCGUGAUUAUGAAUUCUAUGGCGUGGCUCAAGACGAUCCUCAACUUAUAGCAUUCCUGCGUGAAAUCCAUAUGCGCAAAUAUUCAAUGCACUUUUUGAAAACACGAACGGAUGGCGGCGGCGUUGAAACUUCACCAUCAUCGCCCUCCACCCUGGGGCCGGGUAAUGGCGGUACACCGGGCGGUGGCCUAAUCGGUGUCCAACCACAUUUCAAUUUCAGUGCCCAUCCCAAUGAAUUAACACCAAAAAUGGCCUAUUAUGUGGCCAAUUUACUGCAGGGUAAAACAAAUGGUGCCGUCAUACAAUCCCUAACCGGUUCCUUGGGUCAUCUAAUGACAGCACCCUGGCUGUCGGAUACAUUAAAUUGGGCCGGUAUUAUUGUGGAACCAGAGCCACGGCGGUUUUUUACAUUGCGUAAACAGAAUGGGUUGAGGCCACGUGUACAAGUCGUACAUGCGUGUGUUUCACCAAAUCCUUAUCCCAAAGAGAUUACUGUACACAACGAAGAGUCUGAAGUGCGAAUUAAUAGUCUGCUUGACGAGGAGACGACAUGGUUCAAUUCGCGUGUCAAAUGUUUUCCGCUUUAUACAAUCAUGCUAGCUUCAAAUCGUGUUGAAUACGAUCUUCUUAGCUUGGGCGUGCAUGGUCAUGAGUUGGAGAUCUUACAAACAUUACCUUUUGACAAAAUAAAAAUUGAAAUUAUUUCAAUACAUUUAUUAGAAAAUCAAGAGGAUGUUAGCAGUUAUGUUCAAACAUUAACCAAGUUCCUACAGCGGAAAGGCUAUAAAUUGCAAAAGAAAUUUGGACGCAAUUAUUUCUAUCAACGCCUCCCAACAUCAUCAUCUGCACAAUUGGGUGCAACAUCACCAACACGAACCCGAAAAAAAGAUAUACUACUGAAGACGCCUUAAAAGCCUUUAUAUAAUUAAUUACUGUGUUUAGUUUUUUCAA